AUGACAUAUGUUUGGAGUUCACAAGGUGCUGUCUUGGCAACAGCCGUAGCAGUCUCUGGAACCGUGAUCUUGCUUUUUUUGUCUCGGGAAAAGGCGACGUUUCUUGAAAAUACAACCAGGAAUCAAGAUUCCGGUGGCAGUGCAAAGUCGGGAUUUCACUGCAAGCUCACCAACCUCUUCACCAAGACCAUUGUACUUGCAUAUAGAAGCAAUGAGACAAAAUAUAAGGGUUUGAGGUUGUUCAGAUGGGUUGAUCUUGCAGCGGAUGAGGCGGAGGGAGAAGAGACAGUAGCAACAGUCAAGGGUGGGCUCGAUGACUUUUAG
Messenger RNA from Lactuca saligna, 324 nucleotides. The record is from the annotation of a GenBank genome assembly. Lineage: Eukaryota; Viridiplantae; Streptophyta; Magnoliopsida; Asterales; Asteraceae.